Messenger RNA from Gastrolobium bilobum, 723 nucleotides. Its product is annotated as flowering-promoting factor 1-like. The transcript has a single exon. Bases 97 to 426 code for a protein of 109 amino acids. Gene Ontology annotation, biological process: regulation of flower development; vegetative to reproductive phase transition of meristem. The record is from RefSeq and is a predicted model, not a curated record. Lineage: Eukaryota; Viridiplantae; Streptophyta; Magnoliopsida; Fabales; Fabaceae.
GAACCCCUUCUAAUUAAUUUUCUCUCCCCUGUUCCUCUGAGCAACGCAUCAUAAAUAACCACAUAUAUCCUACUACCCUGUAGAAAACUCAAAUUAAUGUCUGGGGUAUGGAUAUUCAAGGAUCGUGGGUUUCGUUUGGUGGAAAACCCUCAAGCGGCGGAGGGGAAGACAGGUAGUUCAAAGAAAAAGGUUUUGGUUCAUUUACAAACUGGGGAAGUGGUAUCUUCCUAUAGUUCGCUUGAGCAAAUCUUGAUUGGUUUAGGAUGGGAAAGGUACUAUGGUGGAGACGCUGAACUGUACCAAUUCCACAAGCAUUGUUCCAGUGACCUCAUUUCUCUUCCAUGGGAUUUCACCAAAUUCACCUCUGUCUAUAUGUACGAUGUAGUCAUCAAGAACCGCAAUGUCUUCCACGUGCGCGACAUUUGAGUUUUUAUUUUUUUUUGCUCUAUAUAUAUAUAUAUAGAGUGUGAAAAAUCUUGCAAGACUUUAAGGUUGAUUCAUUUUGCUUUCUGUUUUAAGCAAUAAGCUAUUAUGGCAUGGGUGAAUAACAAGUACUCAUGCCAUUCAUGAAUUUCCCGUUUGUUAAUUUCCACUCUAUACAUACGUUCUUGGGUUGGGCGUUUGAGUAGGUUUUUUUUUUUUUUUUUUUUUUUGGGCAUUUGUUUUUUACUUUUUGUCGUGUAAGCGUACUAGGAUUAGUUUCCAUGAUUAAGGAAAGGUCAA